AUGGGAGAACAAUGUCCUCCUGAAUUGGAAGAUCUUGGCAAGAAAAUUGUUGAAAGUUGUGAUGGAUUACCAUUAUCCAUUGUGGUAUUGGCUGGCAUAUUAGCAAAACUGGAGAGAUCUAAGGCAUGUUGGUCCUAUGUUGCUGAAAAUGAAAUUUGGCAUCAUUUUCAACAAAAAGCUAAAUGCAUAGAUAUUUUGGCAUUGAGUUAUAAGUUUUUGCCACAAAAUCUGAAACCAUGCUUUCUAUAUGUUGGUCAUUAUCCUAAAAACUCCAAAAUCUAUGUCAGGAAAUUGAUAGAACUUUGGAUAGCAGAGGGGUUAAUACCAAAAGAAACUGGUAAUAAACUACCAGAGGAUGUUGCAGAAUACUACUUGAUGGAGCUCAUUGAUCGAAGCUUGAUUCAAGUUGAAAGCAAGAGGACUGAUGGGGGCAUGAAGGUAUGUCGCAUUCAUGAUCUUUUACGAGCAUUUUGCAUAGAAGAAAGCAAAAGGCAAAAGUUCUAUGACAUCAUUACUGCCACUGGAAGUUCAAAUUUAGUCAACCCUCGAAGAUUAUUUAUGUAUCAGAAAGCCUCAACUUCUAGCCUUGGUGCUAAUCAUUCAUCUGUGCGCUCUUUGAUUUUCUUUGGAGGAGGAGGAGGAGAUCUCAUAUGUUGGAAAGCCAUUUUGAAGGACUUCAAAUUGGUUCGAAUCCUUGAUAUCUCCUCUACUCAUAUGGUACCAAGAAUUCCUAAUAGAAUUGUGCAUCUAAUCCAUCUUAGGUACCUAAAGUUACGUUGUGUUCAUGGAUAUUCAUCAAGAAUUCCAAAAGCAAUAUUUGACCUAUGGAAUUUAGAAACUUUAGAGAUUGCUGGCAUUUCAGUGAUUCUACCAAAGAGCAUAGAGAAAUUGAAAUGUUUAAAGCGUCUUUGUCUUCCAAGAUAUUCGUAUAUUCCCUCUCUUAAUGGUCCUUCAAACAAUCUGAAAAUCCUUUCUUAUGUUUCUUUUAGAGACAGUAAUGGUCCCUCACUAUGCCAUAUGUGCGAGCUUAGAAAAUUGGGGAUUUUGUUAAGGGAAGAAAUAUGCAAUCCACAUGUUUUUUGGCAAAACCUUCCAACCUUGGCUAAUCUACAAACACUCAAGAUUCACGGUUACAAUUUCCCUCGCAUAGAUACAACUUUUCCAUCAAAGUUGACCAAGAUAACAUUGCUGUUGGAGUCUGAAGAUAUUUCUCUAAAUUCUUGGGGCCAUUUCUAG
Messenger RNA from Prosopis cineraria, 1236 nucleotides. RefSeq names its product toMV susceptible protein tm-2-like. Bases 1 to 1236 code for a protein of 411 amino acids. The record is from RefSeq and is a predicted model, not a curated record. Lineage: Eukaryota; Viridiplantae; Streptophyta; Magnoliopsida; Fabales; Fabaceae. Gene Ontology annotation, biological process: defense response to other organism. The transcript has a single exon. Gene Ontology annotation, molecular function: ADP binding.